UUGGUCACAUGACCUGAGCUGGAAGUAUUUUGUGGAUGAACCAGUUUCGCAGAGCAUUUCCGCCUGUUAUCUCAGCCGGUUUCUUGUUUUUGUGGAUGCACUUUAAACGGACCAUCUGCACUUUAAUGUUAUUUCUCUGUCGGAAUACAGAAGAGUCUUUUAGAGUCUAACAUGGAGACAGGAAGCUGCCGGCUCGCUGCUCUGUGGACACUUCUCUCCGUUGUGUUGAGUCCCUGUGUGUGUUCCUUCAGCCCUGAUCAGAUUGACCCUCUGAUGUAUGAAGAGCAGCUGCUGUGGGUGAGCGGGUCCCAGGGGGAGGUGAACACCUUCAGGAUCCCGCUGAUCACCUUCACAUCCAAAGGAAGCCUACUGGCCUUUUGUGAGGGCAGGAAGGCGUCGGCCGGCGACAUAGGAGCAAAGUUUCUUGCAAUGCGGCGGUCAACAGACAAAGGAGCCACAUGGUCCCCGACCGCCUUUAUAGUCGAUGAUGGUUUGAAGCCAGAUGGGCUGAAUCUGGGCUCGGUGGUUGUGGACGAGGAAGUGGGCUCCGUGAUUCUGGUCUACUCAAUCUGCUUCCAUAGAUACCAUUGCAAACCUUCCAGCACCAUGAUGGUGCAGAGCCUGGAUGACGGCCUCAGCUGGAGUCUGCCCAAAAACCUGUCGGUUCAGUUGGGAGUGAAAGCCUUUGCUCCCGGACCGGGCUUUGGCAUUCAGAAGCGCCAUGACCCAGCUAAAGGAAGGUUGGUGGUGUGUGGUCAUGGGACAUUGGCGGGAGACGGAGUGUUUUGCAUCCUGAGUGAUGACCACGGAAGUAACUGGUACAAUGGCGCCCAGCUGAAAAGCAUCCCUUACAACCAGAAAAAGAAAGCACUGGACUUCAACCCUGAUGAGUGUCAGCCGAUUGAGUUGACGGACGGCACCAUUGUCAUCAACGUUCGAAACCAGAACCGCUACCACUGUAACUGUCGCAUAGUGGUACGCAGCUAUGACGGUGGGUUGACUCUGCCCAUAGACGGUCUGUACUUUGACACUGAGUUAGUGGAUCCUGCAGUAGCUGCUGGAGCUCUGCAGAAAGACGGAGUGCUCUUCUUCACCAACCCCUCCAGUGAUCAACACAGAAUUAACCUCACCUUACGUUGGUCGCUGAAUAAUGGCCAUUCAUGGAUAAAACAAGCUAUGCAGAUUUGGGCGGGUCCAAGCGGAUACUCCUGCCUGACAUCACUAAAAAGCGGCUCUGCAGAGGACCAGAAGUUCAUCUAUGUCAUCUAUGAAAAGGGCCAUAAGGACUAUGACGAGACUGUCUCAUUCGUCAAGAUCCACCUGUAUGGUGGCCGGUAGGGCAUGUUGCUGGAAGGUAAGCAGAUUCAAAUGUAGGAGUGAAAGGGAAAAGGAAGCUGUUUUUUUUCCACAACUUUCUCAGGAAAAUAUAAAGACUUUUUUAAACUCACUAUGAAAUUGAAAAUGGGAAUAUGAGCGACUGAGCCCCAUGAAACAAUGAGAAUGUUUGUGUUCAGCCUGUGAUAUUGUAAAAAUGAAAUGUUCUGCAUAUUUUAUCUUUCUUUUCUCUAAGAUUCCCACUAUAUAUGAGACUGUAUGAAUAAUGGACUGUAUGUACAUUUUUCUGUCCAAAAAACGUUUUCUGUACAGCUACAAUGAUUGGUGGGUUGCCUGUUGCUACACAAAACAAAAACAUGACCAAGCAAGGUACAAUUAAAUGUUCAAGAUUAGUUUCCAAGCAACAUAAAUCACACUGUCUUGAAGGGAACAGCAACAUCUCGUUAUUAUACUAAAUUAUGACGAUUAAAAUAUCACACCACAGUCUUCCAUGAAGAAAAAUACUAAGGGCAUCAAUCGCUAAUUUAUUUUACAAGCUGUCAGAUUCACUGCAGGUUUGACGAUGGUGUGAAAAGAAAUCCUAUUUCCUGAGAUAAUAUAGGAUGGGUUCUGCCAUUAUAACUACAGAAAAUGUGUAAAAUAAUGUUUAGCCUUUUGUCAUGCGUAUGCACUUGUAUGGUAUUUCCUAUGGGGUUGUUGAAGUAUUUUAGAGAAAAAGAACAGUUAUAAUAAAAAAAAUUAGGUCUGUGUGAUUGAAUGUAUGCGUGAAAAGGAGCAAAUCUGUUUAUGAUCUCAUUAUGAUACCAAAGUGUCCUCUUUUGCACUGAACUCGUUGAAAAAAAAUGCAAACUAUUCCUUGUAUUUAUCAUUUUACACAGGGUAACAAUACAUUGAUUUCACGCAUCUGUGUAAUAAAUGUUUUUCUAACAGUUUAAAAAACAUUUUCUUUGUUGGCAACGCUGAGCAGAUUUCCGUUGUCAUGCAUGAUUAAGCAAGGCAACACUGACCUGAAUUCACAAAAACCUCUCCAUCAAAAAUGCCUUAAUAGUGUAAUUGGUGCUUUACAUUUUACAGUUAUAAAUUGUAUGUAUGUGUAAAUGUCCUCUCUGUGGGACGAAUAAAGGUAUUCUGAUUCUGA
Molecule: messenger RNA, 2473 nt
Organism: Trematomus bernacchii (emerald rockcod)
Lineage: Eukaryota; Metazoa; Chordata; Actinopteri; Perciformes; Nototheniidae
Gene: neu1
Product: neuraminidase 1
Exons: 7
Coding region: 172-1338 (388 amino acids)
Biological process (GO): oligosaccharide catabolic process; ganglioside catabolic process
Cellular component (GO): cytoplasm; membrane; lysosome
Molecular function (GO): exo-alpha-sialidase activity
Source: RefSeq, a predicted model, not a curated record